CUGCUAGCACAUUGCACUCUCUAAAGCGAAGCUAUGAAUAUGUAAUUGACAAUACGGGCAUUAUCUGUCAACAGCUUAUAAAACGAUUCGAAGGAGACAUCCAAACUAAGGCUCAGGAUCUUACAAGACUUAUUCAAUCUCCCAUUGAGCACAAAUCGCCUGUAACAAGUCCGCAGUAUACGCUAAAUGUUAAUCUCCUAAUUGGUGGAAAUGAGGCUAUGAUGCAUACACCUGUUGAUGCAUUGACCAAGAAUUUGCUAGGAUUGUUCAGAAAUCGUCUCGGUGGUGAGCUACCCAUUGAAAUAAAUCGUGAUAAAAUGAUCG
Molecule: messenger RNA, 324 nt
Organism: Paraglomus occultum
Lineage: Eukaryota; Fungi; Glomeromycota; Glomeromycetes; Paraglomerales; Paraglomeraceae
Source: the annotation of a GenBank genome assembly